AUGGAGGUAAUGAUGAGCCAAUUAGUUGUUAAGGACCAAACCACUCAAAAGAUACUUAACGAACAUGACCUUAUGCUUAAGAACCACCAAGCCUCUUUCCAAGACCUUCAAAGGGUCGUAGGUGAUAUGUCUAGGAAACUAGAGGAGAGAUUACCCGGUCAGUUUGCGGGUAACACCCAACCAAACCCUAACGCCCAUGCUAAAGCCAUUACCACUCGUAGUGGCAAAACCGUAGGGAACCCUAGAGUUGAGGAGAGAGUAGUUGAGAAAGAUGAGGAGAUUGUAAACGAAGAGAUCGAGAUGGAGGCUCCCGGCAAAGUGCAAUCGAGGCUAAGCCCAACAUGUACCGCACAGCCCGGUGAGUCUCAAGGUGAGAAGAAAGUAGAGAAACCACCCGUAGACGUUAGACCUUCCCCUAUCAUAGACCAUUCGCGUAUCCCGUUUCCUACACGUCUUAGGAACCAAAAGUACUCCAAGGAAUACGGGCAAUUCUUAGAUAUCUUCAAGCAAUUGAAGAUUAAUCUACCUUUCAUUGAGGCACUUGAAUUGAUGCCCAAAUACGCGAAAUUCUUAAAGGAGUUUCUUAGGAACAAGGAGAAGUUAGGGGAGUAUUCGAAUGUUCCAUUAAAUGGAGGGUGUUCCGCAGUUGUCUUAAAUAAGCUUCCGGAAAAGCUUACAGAUCCCGGUAUUUUUACUAUUCCAUGUCUAUUCGGUAGUAACACCAAUACUAGAGCCUUAGCCGACCUAGGUGCUAGCAUCAAUUUGAUGCCCUUUUCUCUCCACGAGAAGCUAGACUUAGGUGAGCUUUCACCUACCCGUAUGACAUUAUCCUUACCCGAUUGGUCCGUGAAAUACCCGAGGGGUAUAGUUGAGAAUUUGCUUGUUAAGGUCGACAAGUUUGUUUUUCUCGCCGAUUUCGUCAUUCUUGAUAUGGAAGCGGAUGAGAGAGUUCCUAUCAUACUUGGUCGUCCAUUCUUGCGUACCGCUAAAGCACUCAUAGACGUCUACGAUGGUAAGAUUACACUUAGGGUCGGUGAGUAG
Helianthus annuus (common sunflower) is the source of this 1041-nucleotide messenger RNA. RefSeq lists its product as uncharacterized. The transcript has a single exon. The record is from RefSeq and is a predicted model, not a curated record. NCBI's taxonomy places the organism in Eukaryota, Viridiplantae, Streptophyta, Magnoliopsida, Asterales, Asteraceae. Bases 1 to 1041 code for a protein of 346 amino acids.